Messenger RNA from Blepharisma stoltei, 1455 nucleotides. NCBI's taxonomy places the organism in Eukaryota, Ciliophora, Heterotrichea, Heterotrichida, Blepharismidae. The record is from the annotation of a GenBank genome assembly.
AUGUCAUCAGUUUUUACUCCUAUAGACAGCAAUCUAGAAGGCAAUUUCAAAUUUUGGAUGCCAUACAACCAGCCCGAUACCGAAGAAAUUUUAACCGAAACUUUAUAUGAAGUUACCAAAAAGCAGAUUUUUAAAGAAAAUAGUUAUACAUUGACUACAUCAGUGCUCAUAAAAAACAGUGAACACAAAAAAGUUUCUCCCAUAGAGUGAAAGUUUGUCCAACCUUUUACUGAAGAGAACGAUAAAAAUAUUAGAUAUGGCUUUACACUUGGCCUUGAUGAACACUCACAAGAUUUUUAUGUUUCCUGUAAAGAAAAGUUGGAUAAGUGGCUUGACUGUUUAUCAUCAACUUGCAUUAUGUCAGGCAUAGAAAACGAUUUUUCUAUCGUUAAAAGAAUAGGCAAAGGCAAAUCAGCAGAAGUCUACUUAGCGAUCUCCAAUGAAAACAGCCAGAAGUAUGCUAUAAAAGCAAUCGAAAAAGCUACUCUCAAUGCCCAGAGUAUGAGCAAUCUAAUAGAAGAAAUAAAGAUUAUGAGAAGCCUAAAUCAUCCAAAUAUAUUAAAGCUUCAUCGUGUAUACGAGAGUGAUUCGCAUAUUUAUUUGGUGCUUGAUUACUUUGAAGAAGGCGAUUUAUAUUCAAGAAUAAUCAAAAAGAAAAAUUUUACUGAAGCAGCAGUAGCUAAAUUCAGCCAGAAAUUGUUUGAAGUCUUACUCUCAUUUAAUAUUAAAUAAAUCAUUUUAAACUAGUUCACAAAAGUUCGACUAAAUUCUUUAUAAACUUUAAUUCUGAAUAAAGAGCGUGUAGAAAUUAUUUAAAAAGAUUUUAUUUAUUUGGUUUAAAUAGAUGGACAAUUUAAAUGCAUUAAUUUAAAAUCAAUUUAUUUUAUUUAAUAAUAUUGUGAUGAGUUUCCUUUAUUUAAACAAAAUAUUUACAAUUUGUUUCUUAUUGAAUGAGAAUUAGAAUAUUUAGACUCAAAAAACAUUGUACAUAGAGACAUUAAAUUGGAAAAUAUUCUGAUGGUCUCAAAUGAAAAUGACUAUGAUUUUAAGCUUGCUGAUUUUGGCUUGGCUUCUAAGUUAGGAGAAGGUUUAACUCAGAUCUGCGGAUCUCCUGGAUAUAUAGCUCCGGAAAUUUUAAAUCGUUUUUCAUACGGAACCAAGGCUGAUGUAUUCAGUGCUGGAGCUGUUAUCUAUAUCCUGCUCUCAGGAUCUAUGCCUUUUUACGGGAGAGAAGUUAAACAAAUAAUCAUUAGCAAUAGGGAAGCAAAAAUCAAUUUUCACCAAAAAGUAUGGGAAACAAUUUCUUCUGGUGCAGUGAAUUUCUUGCAAAAUAUAAUGGAUCCUAGACCUAGUUUUAGAGUAAGUGCAAGCGAAGCUUUAAAGCAUCCGUGGUUUAAAACUCAAAAUUUUGAGAAAUUUUAUGUUGAAGCCAAAGUUAAUUCGAAACUUUUUUAA